GAUUUGAAAGGUUUUCAUGCUGGAUUGUCCUGAUGUGUUUAAUUUUCGGUAUGUUUCUGUCAGUUCUGUGUAGAUAUUGGCUCUUUUUAAUUUAAAACUAAAGGUUUCAGAGCCGCGUUACGCAUUUAAACACCAAACUAUCCGAUUUGGCACACUGGAGUUAUGAACUCCCUCCACCCCCUAAAAUAAAAAUUCAGUGCCAUUACUCAUUUUUGGAACUGAGAAACCCUUUGAUCUAAGCUCGUUUCUGGCUUGAUUGUUAGACAUGCACGCUGCUCCUCUGAUGUGGCCAUGUGUUUAAACGACGCUAGUUUAAGAUGAAACGAAGGAGAGGAGAGCGGAGCUCCAUCGAUCUCUCCGGCGGAAGUGAUUGAUUUAUGAUUAUUCGCUGCGCCUCGGUCAGGUGACUUCUGCGGCGCGGCUGCACUAUCAAUCUGCCAGCGAGCACCUUUCCCUUUCGGUUAUUAUUGGAUUAGCAUACGAGAUGAUGUUUCUUUAACACAGUCAAACAAACAGCAGCCUUUUUUUUCCCCCCAAAUGGUGUGACUUUGCGCUCUAAAAGAAACCUCUGAUGCCUCCCCUCCUCGCCUGCCAUGCACGCACGCAUUAUUUUCACUUCUUAUAUACAUAUAUAUAUAUGUGUGUGUGUGUGUUUUUUUUUCUCCUCUCUUUCCACACAGGAUUGUUGUUCCUUUCUCUCACCAUGCAUCGAACGACCAGGAUAAAGAUCACUGAGCUCAACCCUCACCUCAUGUGUGUCCUUUGUGGAGGAUAUUUCAUAGACGCAACCACCAUAAUCGAAUGUCUUCACUCAUUCUGCAAGAUGUGCAUUGUACGCUACCUGGAAACCAGCAAAUACUGUCCCAUCUGUGAUGUACAAGUGCAUAAAACCAAGCCUCUGCUCAACAUUAGGUCUGAUAAAACUCUACAGGACAUUGUGUACAAGCUGGUCCCCGGCCUCUUCAAAAAUGAAAUGAAGAGGCGGAGAGACUUUUACGCGGAGCACCCUGUAGACGCUUCUAAUGGAUCAAAUGAGGAUCGUGGAGAGGUGGCAGACGAGGAUAAGAGAAUUAUUACAGAUGAUGAGAUCAUCAGCCUCUCCAUUGAGUUCUUUGAUCAGACCAGGCUUGGAGUUGGAGUGGAAGAAAAGCAGUCAAAAGAUCAGGUGGCCAACAAGCGGUACCUGCAGUGUCCAGCAGCCAUGACAGUCAUGCAUCUGAGGAAGUUCCUGCGCAGCAAAAUGGACAUCCCAAAUACCUACCAGGUUGAAGUCAUGUAUGAAGACGAACCUCUGAAAGAUUACUACACGUUAAUGGAUAUAGCAUAUAUCUACACUUGGAGAAGGAACGGCCCGUUGCCCCUGAAGUACCGAGUCCGACCCAACUGUAAGAAGAUGAAGGUGAGCCACGCGCAACAGGAAGGCCAGAACAGCGCGAGCAGAUCCGGUCCGGAGAGCGACUCCGCCAGCGACAAAGCCGGUAGUCCCGCCGGAGCGCCCUCCACGUCCUCGUCGCUGCCGAGCCCCGGCACGCCAGCUCAGUCCCCCCACCCGCAGCUCCCGCACGGCCCCAAUAACGUCAACGGGACCCCAACCGCCGCCGCUGCCACCACCACCGCCACCAACGCCGCCCCUCCUACUCCCAGCCGGUCCCUCACUCAGUUCAGCAGCGGCACCAGCGGCGGCAGCAAACCCCGGAAGAUUUCUCUGAACGGCUCGUCGACUUCUUCCGGAUGACGCGGGGCUUCGGAUCGGAUCGGACCGGACCAGCCAACGCCAGACACCCGCUCAGCUAAUACUGUUUUCAUGCCAAUGUAGUUCCAUUGUGUAGACAAUGUUUUCUCUCUUUCUCUCUCUCCAUUUGUUGUUAUAAAUAUUAUGGCAUCAUAUGUAAGUUUAAACGUAGUGGAAUCAGAGACAUUUCAAAAUAAAAGAUAGGAGGAAGUUGGGUGGCGUGGGAAUUUUUAACACGAAAGCAAAUUUUGACGAGAAAAAAAAAAAAAAAAAUCAAAGAACGUUGGAAAGGAGAAGGGCAAGCAUUUUAAAGCUACGUCUUUAUCUUACACAAGAGA
This is a messenger RNA of Toxotes jaculatrix (banded archerfish), 2070 nucleotides long. RefSeq names its product bmi1 polycomb ring finger oncogene 1a (gene bmi1a). Gene Ontology annotation, biological process: negative regulation of transcription by RNA polymerase II. The coding region runs from base 572 to 1735 and encodes 387 amino acids. Gene Ontology annotation, cellular component: PRC1 complex. The record is from RefSeq and is a predicted model, not a curated record. The transcript has 9 exons. NCBI's taxonomy places the organism in Eukaryota, Metazoa, Chordata, Actinopteri, Toxotidae. Gene Ontology annotation, molecular function: promoter-specific chromatin binding.